AUGAUAUGAGUUGGCUUGAUGAAUCUGAAACAGAUGAAUUAUGCAGAAGAAUACAAUUAUUUGCGAGAAAUGAGACCAGCUCCUUUAAAACGUUGAUUCAAUACAGAACAAGCGCUCUGACACAGCUUUGGCGUGCCAAACAAAAGUGGAGAGAGUUGGAGAAAAGUUGCAGUGCAGAGGAAACAACUGGCAGAAAGAGUUAUGGAAACUCACCAACAGAUGGCUCUAGCUCAUUCUCUUCCAAACUCAGUCUCAUGCUUAUAUUUCCUCUUAUUGAAUCCCAAGCAAGACUUGACCCUGGUCUCUGUGGUAUAACAACAACCAUCCUACUGCAGAGUUUAAGGGAGUGUCCCCCACUUUCUCUCCGGGAACCGGCAGAUUGUCUGACUGGCCUAGAGAAUUUACUGUGUCGUUGGUUGGGUGAAGAUAGUUCUGGGAUAGUUAGGCUUUCAUCCAGUGAGCCCAGCGAUGAGAUUGUGCUGCCUGCUGCCUGCCUGGUGGCCCUGGCCUGUGCAAGCAAUUCUACCAGAACUGUACUGCAUACUCUGUACAUACUGAAUCAGCUAAAAACUGUACAACACCUUCCUGUCAAUGAUAUCAUUUAUAUUCUAAGUGCACUGGAGGGAGGGCCCAGUGUACCACCUGUACUGCAGGGUGCUAGAUAUAAAACUGGUUUCUGGUUUGAUGACCCUCUACCACUUCCUUCUGGACCCCCUGGAUCAGAAGAAGGAAGAAGAACGAUAGCUACAGAUGGAACUUAUCUAUUUUUAACCGGAUUAACAGGCUGUGGUUUAGCUAAGCUGGGGUCAGGACUGAACGGAACUUUUCAAGGAUUUAUCUACUCUAUCAACACAGAUUUAGGACAGGGUUUUAUCAGCUUGGCAGACGGGGUUCUUCUGCAUAAGAGCCUAGACCAAGAAAAACAAGGGAACUGUGAAUACUUAGCAACAGUGAUCAACCCUGACACUCUAGAGGUCAAAACAGAAUUGACGCAGUCUGCCUGCCUUCAGAUUGAAGCUGGGUCCGCGGUGACCAUAAACUUGAUUUCUAAUGGGAUGGAAUUUUACUGGAUUAGGGCCAUCAAUACAAAUGUGGAGAACGGAAUGAGUUCUCCUUUUGCGUACAUUAUCAUCCUAGAUGUAUUUACUGUUGAUAAGAACAGUUAUGCAGUUAAGGUUACCAGACCAAGGGUUGUCCUGAGUAAACGUGAAGAACCAGGUUUAAAGCUCCAGGGUCUAGAACAUAUUAUUAGUAGAAAAUCCAAACCUUUGCGCCGCUCUUCAGCAGUAGAUAUAGAUCCAUCAGUAUCCGUUCCUCAGACUGAGUCUAGCACUGCAGCCUCAGUAGCAAACCUAGCUAGAAUCAGCGCUAACCUAGCUCGUGUUAGCUCUAGCUCAAGCUCAAACUCUUCUAGUACCUCAACUCAACCAGUGCAGGUGGCUCCAGGAGCAGCUAACUCAACCAAUCCUGCAAAAGACACAAAUUCAACUUCUCUUGGUAUAUCUUACAAGACACUUGUUUCUACACCAAUGCUCACAUGUGGAACAUUCAUUACAAUCCUGAGUCCUGUAGUGAACAGCCAAAGUGCUGGAGCUCAAAUAGCUCGAAGUUUGUUGGGAGGAGGGAACCCUGGGGCAUCCAAUAGAGUUCUAGCAACCUCUCAGUGCUACUCUACUAGAGAUGGACAGUUUAGCAGCAAACAUGAUUUCUCAGACUGUAUUAAUUCAUCCCUCGGUCGUGGUGGAACUCUAUCAGAUUUUGCGACAGUUUUUGACACAGUCAACAACUGCAUUUGGGGUGCUACAGGCGACCACGUGGAUCAGUUCAGUAACCCUGGACAUCAAGCUCCGGCUUUUAUUGCAAGAAAACUGGGAUUCCCGGAGGAAAGUACUCAAGCACAGACAAAGAAGGGAAAUUUGGCAUCUACCCAGCAGAUUUAUGCAACACUACUGCGGCAUGUCGGGCUUCAAUGUUCCCAUGCUGUUGCCUCUGAAAAAGUUGCGACAUCAUGCGCCGGGACCCUAGAUUCUACACUAAAUGAGAGGACCCAGGACUUAGCACACUUCCACAGGGUUCUCUUUUUAUUGGAAGCUGCAGUAUCUGAAGGUGAUGGGACCAGUAUAUCCUGCCUUCUUGUAUCCCUACAGGCUUUCUUCAACAGAGAUAGAAGCUGGGCGGAGGAGCUAGAAAAGUCUAGAAUAAAACAGUUGCAAGAGCUGCUCUGGAGCAUCAUUGACAAUUAUGAGAAAUUUUCUUAUAGGAUAUCUCUAGAGGCUUGUAGAACACUGCUGAGUGCUAUAAAUAUGGUGUAUCCGUCCUUACAGGUUCAAGAGGAGCUAGUUCUUUCUCUUUUAAACCAGGAUACAUCUCAGCUCAGGUAUCUAUCCUUGCAGGUUCAAAAGAAGCUAGUUCUUUCUCUUCUAAACCAGGAUACAUCUCAGCUCAGGGUUGAUCUUGGAAACAUGAUUCUGGAAUGGUUUACUCAAGAACUAGAGGCUCCGGGUACUCAACCCAACAGAUUAAGGCAGAUGCUCGGACGAAUGAGAUUAAACUCCUGCAUCAUCUCACUUCUCACUCUCUCAACACAGAAAACCAUCUCUUUGAUUAGGACCGGAAGUAUUGAAGAUGUCGGACAGCUUUGUGCUGGGGCUCCACAACUGUCACCAGCUGUCAAAUAUACAGCCACCGUGGUUAACACUGUUCUUAGUAACUGUUUGGUGGAUGAGGAUGGGGAUGAGGAUAUACAAGAUCUUCUCCGGGAACUCAUCCAACUUAUUCUUGAUUCAUCUUCAUCCAUUAUAGAUCAUCUACUUACAGAAAUACAGGAGAUGGUUUCAACUGACUCUGGUUGUUUACGAUUAAAAUAUCUGAACAGGGUUCUCCAGGGUUCAAUACUUGCUCUAGUUUUACUCCCAACACUCACUUGCCUCACUCAAAUCGUUUCCCAGGGAGAUGAAUGUGAACAUUGUAACAUUCCUGUGCUUGUCGGUUUACUUACAAGAUGCUGUAAGGUUAGCAAGAUCUACCAAGAUAAUAUAAAGAAAGGUGAGCCUGGACUCGAAAUACCUAAACAAGUUGACGAUGGAAUUCUUUCAUCAGUUCGUAUACCAACUCCUUGGACCAUAGGACGAGUUCUUGAAAGUCCUCAUCCCCUAAAGGAUAAUUACAAGUUGAAGGAAACUGUACAGAUUCCAGGAGCUAAACUUCUCUACAUUAGGUAUUUAUGUACUGCACUGUACAGCGUACAGCUUAUAUUAUACAGUAAGACUCGUAAAACUGUGGAAAACGAAUGUUGAAC
Molecule: messenger RNA, 3298 nt
Organism: Eurytemora carolleeae
Lineage: Eukaryota; Metazoa; Arthropoda; Copepoda; Calanoida; Temoridae
Product: probable E3 ubiquitin-protein ligase HECTD4
Exons: 31
Coding region: 6-3296 (1096 amino acids)
Source: RefSeq, a predicted model, not a curated record